Molecule: messenger RNA, 3599 nt
Organism: Rhinolophus ferrumequinum (greater horseshoe bat)
Lineage: Eukaryota; Metazoa; Chordata; Mammalia; Chiroptera; Rhinolophidae
Gene: LRRCC1
Product: leucine rich repeat and coiled-coil centrosomal protein 1
Cellular component (GO): centrosome; cytoplasm
Molecular function (GO): protein binding
Source: RefSeq, a predicted model, not a curated record
AUGAUUUCAAAAUCUAUUUUUUACUUGUUUUUCAUAAUACAUAUUUUCUCUAGCAUAUCAGAGUUAUCCUUAGACUCAAGCCUUCAUGCCAUCAACCUUCACUGCAAUAACAUCUCAAAGAUCGAAGCCAUUGAUCACAUUUGGAACUUGAAACAUUUAGACCUGUCGUCUAAUCAAAUCAGUCAAAUCGAAGGACUAAGCACACUCACAAAACUCCGCACUUUAAAUUUAUCCUGCAAUUUGAUCACAAGAGUAGAAGGACUUGAAGCACUGAUUAAUCUGACUAGACUGAAUUUAUCUUAUAACCACAUAAAUGAUCUUAGUGGUUUGAUGCCCCUUCACGGAAUCAGACACAAGCUCCGAUACAUUGACCUGCACCGCAACUGCCUAGACAGCAUCCACCACCUGAUUCAGUGUGUGGUGGGGCUGCACUUCCUGACCAACCUCGUUCUGGACAAGGAUGGGCAGGAUAACCCCGUGUGUCGUGUACCAGGGUACAGAGCAGUUAUGCUCCAGACUUUGCCACAGCUUCGAAUCCUAGAUUGCAAGAAUAUAUUUGGUGAACCAGUAAAUCUAUCAGAAAUGAAUUCGUCGCGUCUGCAGUGCUUUGAAGGCCUUUUGGAUAAUUUAGUUUCAUCUGAUUCUCCCCUAAAUAUAAGUGAAGAUGAGAUCGUCGACAGUGUGCCAGUGGUGACACCGCCCAUCGAUGCCAUGGCUGCCUUGGACCAGUUUGCAAGCGCGCCCGCGGAUACUGGUUUGACCUUCAUGUCUGCGUGUCCAUCUUCUCAGCCAGAGAAAGUGAAUCAUGAAAAUGAUUUUCAGAAUGAGAUGAAACUUCAGAAAUUAGAUGAUCAAUUUUUACAGCUUCUCAAUGAAACUUCUAGUUCUUUAAUGGAUAAUGUUCCCGAGAAAGACCUCAGACCGAAAAGAGACACAGAUGUGACUUCUGAAAGUGACUAUGGAAACAGGAAAGAAUGUAAUAGAAAAAUUCCUCGGAGGUCCAAAAUCCCUUAUUAUUCCAAAACUAUUCAGACUAUUAAGCACCACAAUAAGAACAGCAACCCUUUUCUAAGUUGUAAUCGUAAAAUGAAACAUCCUUUCUUUAAAGACUUAUAUGUAAGCUCAUCUUUAGCGAACUGUAAUAUACUGGAAGAAUCAGAAGAGCAGAAGACUGAACUAAUGAAAGUAGACAACAGCAGCUCAGAAGACAACACUUACCGGAUACUUGUUGAACAACUAGACCAGGAGAGAGAGAAGAGAUGGAAAGCUGAACAAGCUGAAAAGAAGCUUAUGGAUUAUAUCGAUGAGCUGCGUAAACAAGCAAACGAAAAAAAGGAUAUCCAGUGCCUGGCCCUGCUUACCACAGACAGGCUAAAGGAAAUUAUUUUUAAGGAGAGAAAUUCCAAAGUUCAACUCGAAAUUAUGGUUCACAAACUUCAAAAUGAAAUUAAAAAACUAACUAUCGAGUUAAUUAAAGCAAGAGAUCAACAAGACGACCACAUUAGACACUUAAGAACCCUGGAAAGAGCCAUGGAGAAAAUGGAGAGUCAGAAGGGGCAGCAGCAAGCGGCACAGAUGCGGCUUGUCCAGGAGGUGGAGCUCAAAGCUGCAGCUGCUGACAGAGAAAUAAACUUACUGAGAACCUCCCUUCACCAGGAGAAGGAGCAAGUGCAACAACUUCAUGAACUUCUGACACUGAAAGAACAAGAACACAGGAAAGAACUUGAAACAAGAGAGCUUGUUAGUGAUGCUGAGUUCCAGGAAGCUUUAGCCAAAGAGGUAGCUAAAGAAGAGUCAAAGCACGAACAAGAGAUAAAAGAGUACCAAGAGAAAAUUGACACAUUAAACCAGCAGUACCUGGACUUGGAAAAUGAAUUUCGCAUUGCUUUAACUGUUGAAGCCAGGAGAUUUAAAGAUGUUAAAGAAGGUUUUGAAAACAUUGCCACUGAGUUAGCAAAGAGCAAGCAUGCUCUUGUUUGGGCCCAACGAAAAGAAAACGAAUCUUCCUCUUUAAUUAAAGAUCUGACCUGUAUGGUGAAGGCACAAAAAACAAAGCUGGCGGAAGUCUCCAAAUUAAAACAGGAAACAGCCACAAAUUUACAGAAUCAGAUGAACACCCUUGAAAUUUUGAUUGAAGAUGACAAGCAGAAGAGUAUUCAAAUAGAGCUCCUCAAGCAUGAAAAAGUCCAGCUCAUUUCCGAGCUAGCAGCCAAGGAGUCACUAAUUUACGGUUUAAGGACAGAAAGAAAAGUAUGGGGACAUGAGCUGGCACAACAGGGAUCUUGUCUAGCCCAAAAUCGUGGUAAACUGGAGGCUGAAAUUGAAAAUUUACGUAAAGAGAACGAAUGUCUGCGAAAGGCCAACGAGCGUGACAAUGACGCAUUAAGAAUUAAGUGCAAAAUCAUAGAAGACCAGACUGAAACCAUCAGAAAACUGAAAGUUUGUUCACAGGAAAGAGAGGAACAAAUCAAAACAUUACAGGAAAAGAUCACUGAAAUACAGAAAUGUGCUCAGGAACAACUUGAUGAAAAAUCCUCAGAACUGGAUAACAUAAUUGAGAAACUAGAAAGACACAAUGAAAGGAAAGAAAAACUAAAACAGCAGUUGCAAGUAAAGGAAUUAGAGCUUGAAGAAAUCAGAAAAGCUUACAGUACACUUAAUCAGAAGUGGCAUGAUAAAGGAGAACUUCUAUGUAAUCUUGAAAUGCAAGUAAAAGAAGUGAAAGAAAAAUUUGAAAACAAGGAAAGGAAACUUAAAGCGGAAAGAGACAAAAGUAUUUUACUGCAAAAGGAUGCGAUGGAAAAGCUUCAUAGUAUGGAUGAUGCCUUUAAAAAACAAGUCGAUGCAAUUGUUCUAGCUCAUCAAACUGAAAUAAUGCAACUGGCAAGUGAAAAGCAGAAAUACAUUGAUUCUGCAAACUUGAAGGUUUAUCAAGUUGAAGAAGAAAUGCGUGGACUUCUGCAAGAAACAUGUAAGAACAAAAAAGCAAUGGAAACAAAAAUUAAGCAACUUGCUUUUGCUCUAAAUGAAAUUCAGCGAGAUUGUGAUGGUUCUGAGAACGAAUUUAAUUGAAAUGGACCAGCAGACCUAUUGUAAAAAUGAUUAAAUAUUGUAAUAGUAGUAACUGCUACGACUUUGAAAUGUCUCUUUGUACACAUUUCAUUCUAAUUAUAUUUAAAAGACUUUUGAUAAAGUAAUUGUAUGUGUAGGUUUUUAUAAUAAAUUGUUGAUAAUUAUGUGUAUGAGAAAAACCUAUCAUAAUAACUAGACUUAAGACACUUUCUUGUUUCUGUGCUAUACAUUGUUUGGUAAUUACACAUUUGCCUAUGAAUAUGUAAAUGAAAAUUUAGCAUUCGACUAUAGUGGGGAAAGUAUUUUAAUGAUUGUUGUUAUUGUCUUGAUGAAGAACUAAUUAUAUUUAUUGGUUGUCCUUUAGUUGAUGUAGCUCCAUUAUUUUAAAAUGCUCAUAAAUAUAACCAAAAAGUAUUUGAAAUCUGUAUGAUAAGAGAUGGGGCAUUCUUAAGAAAGCAUAUGUAGCCAUCUCCACCCCACUUAUACUGGCCCUUUUUUAUAAUGCAUACGACUUCAUUAAAGAUUAC